Messenger RNA from Diplodia corticola, 1572 nucleotides. Its product is annotated as cytochrome p450. The coding region runs from base 1 to 1572 and encodes 523 amino acids. The transcript is spliced from 4 exons. Gene Ontology annotation, molecular function: monooxygenase activity; oxidoreductase activity, acting on paired donors, with incorporation or reduction of molecular oxygen; heme binding. Lineage: Eukaryota; Fungi; Ascomycota; Dothideomycetes; Botryosphaeriales; Botryosphaeriaceae. The record is from RefSeq and is a predicted model, not a curated record.
AUGAUCCAAAUCACCCUCUACAUCGGCUUCGUUGUCUUUCUUCUCUAUUGGACUGCCGGCAGGAGGCUUGAAACAGCCCUGGGCUCCGACACCUACUUCAAAGACCAUCUUUCCUCAUAUUGCCGCCUCGGCGCAGUGAAAAGCCGCCCACUUGCAAGACUCCUCCAUCGGAGAACGUUGUUCAUUAGAAAGUGGCUGGAUGGAAUCCGUUACCUCGUCUGCGGAACACAACUAAUUCUUGACGCAUACAAACCUGGUGCGGUCUUCUCGCUGGCCACUCCAGAGACCACGUACAUACACGUAUCUUCGAGCACGCACAUCAAAGAGUUGAUCUCGGCGCCAUGGGAUGUUCUCUCUCUGCAUGCUUUGUCCAAAGAGUUGCUGCAACCUAAGUACACCAUGGAUGGACUGGUGGUUGAGGACGGUAUGAGUGCCAAUGGUACCGUCCAUCUGAGAGUCCUUGGUGUGAAGCUUAGAAACCACCUGAACGAGCUGCACUCCCAACUUCAGGCAAUCGUACACCAAAGCCUGUCGAGAGAGAUUUCUGACGGCAUUCAGAAGCAAGAUGGCUGGGUGGAGCUUCCCCUCUUCCAACUCGCAAAGAAGGUAAUAGCCACUGCGAACAGCUCGACCUUCUUUGGCGUUGACGUUGCGCGCGAUGCGACGUUUGUGGAGGCCGCGUUGCAAUAUCCCGAGGAACUGUUCACAUCUGCCGAGAUCCUCCGACUCAUCCCUAAAUGGACGGUUCCCAUGGUUGCUCCGAUCCUGCGCUGGAAGAACAAGGCCUCUGAGCUAAUGGUGGAGCGUCUACGGCCGCUGAUCGAGCAGCGGAUGGAAGACUUCGCCAAAGAUCCGCACGGGAGCCAGCACGUUGACUGCCUCUAUUUCUUCGUCGAAGCCAGCAGGACCAAAAACCCGUGGUCCGCGCAGAAAAUCCUUCAAGUAAUUCUCGGAGUCUGGUUCGCAUCGGUCCACCAGCCGGCUCUGGCACUCGUCUAUGCUCUCGAUGAUCUCUGCAGGCACCCGAAAUACAUGGACCUGCUCAGGCAAGACCUCCAGCGACUGGCAGCCGGAGAGCCAUCCUCUGCAAUCGAGAAGAUCCCGCUCCUGGACAGCUUCCUCAAGGAAUCAGCGCGGCUGCAUCCCUCGGAAGCCAUCUCGGUUCGCCGACAGGCCAUCAAGCCCUUCACCUUCUCGGACGGGACGGCCGUCCGUGCUGGAGAGGUUGCGUGUGUCCCUCUGAAUGCAAUCAUGCGUGACACUCAGCGCUACCAGGAUGGCCUCACCUUUGAUGGCAUGAGAUUCGUAGAGCAGAGCAAAGUCAGCAAGGCCGAAGGCUUUUGCUCUUCCACUGCCGACUACCCAUUGUGGGGCCUUGGGAACCAUACAUGUCCCGGACGGUUCUACGCGGCCCGUAUCUUGAAGAUUGCUGUGGCACAGAUUGUGCUGGAGUACGAUAUCAAAAUGGCUGAUGGUCAGGAGGAUUCGCGGUAUUUUAAUUGGCGUUGCUCCACCAUUCCGCAUGCAAAGACGACCAUGCUAUUUCGAAAGAGGCAAGGCAAAGCUGCUUGA